This is a messenger RNA of Parnassius mnemosyne (clouded apollo), 1551 nucleotides long. The record is from the annotation of a GenBank genome assembly. NCBI's taxonomy places the organism in Eukaryota, Metazoa, Arthropoda, Insecta, Lepidoptera, Papilionidae.
AUGCCGCUGAAAGACAAAGAUAUUGAAGCUCAUCUUCAAAGCCUGUUGUCAUCAGAAGGUGAGGAUACUGACGAUGAUGAAUUAAAUGAAGAUUUUUCUGACAUCUUGAACAAAAGGCUAGAUAGGAUACAAAAUAUCACUACUGAAGAGCUCCUAGAUAUACUUAGUAAUAAAAACGAAGCAUCAUCUCAUUCCUCUGCUGAGCCUGUAACUGAAACAGGUCAAAAAAGUCAAAUAAUACAACCUGAGAACCUGGGGAUUGAAGGUUAUAAUACACCAACUAGCACAGUUGCCAAUAUUUUUGUUGCACCACCAUCUCCAGUUCAACCAUCAUCUCCAGUUCGACAACCAUCUCCGUUUCGACCACCAUCUCUAGUUCAACCAUCAUAUCCAGUUCAACCACCAUCUCCAGUUCAACCAUUAUCUCCUCCAGUUAGUGAUAUUGUCACCUAUACUCAAUUGAUCCAAAAAGUCAGAUCUUGGUCAACUAAUAUUGAAAAUCAAGCAUUUCCAGUCUUUGAAACUAAAGCUAGACCUACCACUUCUUAUAAUAACAGACAUUUGCCUAUAGAUUACUUUGAACACAUGUUUACAUCAAACAUAAUUGAUAUUCUGGUGGAAAAUACUAAUCUAUAUGCUAUAAAAAAUCAAUCAAGAAACUGGGUAGAAACAAAUAAUGAAGAAAUGCGUGCCUUGCUUGGUGUUAUUAUAAUGAUGGGCUUAAAUCCAUUGACUGAUGUUGAGCUUUAUUGGUCCACUGAUGAUUUUUACAAUAACCCAGUAAUUAGCCGAGUGAUGACCCUAAAACGUUACAAAAAACUAAUAGAAAACUUUCAUGUGAACAACCCAAACACUGAAUUGGAACGCAGUGAUUCAAAUUAUGAUAAAUUAGCUAAAGUCAGACCAUUGAUUGGAAUUCUAAACCAUAAUUUUUCAAGCAUGUGUACUCAAUCUUCAUCACAAAGCAUAGAUGAGAGCAUGGUAAAGUUCAAGGGUCGAAGUAGCAUGAAACAGUACAUGCCAAACAAACCAAUCAAACGAGGGUACAAAAUUUGGGCACGCUGUGACUCUGAGUCUGGAUACCUAUACUCAUUUGAUAUUUACACAGGUAAGGCCACUUCAACAGAUGAAAAUUCUGGUGGUCUUGGAUACAGAGUGGUAAUGGAUCUAUGUAGAAAUGUCCAACCAUACACAUUAAUGGCAUUCGAUAAUUUUUUUACUAGUUUGCCUCUUCUGGAGAUGCUCCAUCACAAAAAUAUAUAUGCUGUGGGUACAAUCCGAGUCAACCGAAAAGGCCUUCCAGCUGAAAUAACUGUAAAGAGGGGAACAAGAGACCAAAUGUGCCUAAAACCAGGAGAAUUUAUGUUUCAACAUGCUGCUCCUAUAUCAGUAAUCAAAUGGAUGGAUACUAAAGAUGUGUAUGUUGCUACUACUGCAUUUGAUCCAAAAAGGGGACAAAUCAUAAAACGCAAUCAGAAAGAUGGAACGAAAAAAAAACAUGUUUUGUCCUUUGGCCAUUGUAGAAUACGUAAAAAAUAUGGGGGGAGUUGA